CCGUCGUAUGAGAAAUCCAGAUCAAAACAUCAACGGCUAUACAAUUCAAACAACAGCGACAGCAAUUUUAGUUCAGGUUUCGCGCUUUAAUCUUCUUCUCCAUUCAUUCAAGAUCCUAAACUGUUUCCUUACAGUAAAUUUCGUUAUUUCUUAGUGUUUCUUUAUCACAUAAUAGCUCACGUUUUUGUAUGCUGGAUUUGUGGUCCACAACUUGUUCGAUAAAAUGUCUGAAAGAAAGCUUCAGUUUUAAAAGAAUUGAUUUUGGAGAUGAAAUUGAAGACCCAUUUUUAAGAAUCCAAUAUCUUAUCAGUGAACAUUGUUAGUGUUCCUGCUGUGUGGUUUACUUAUUAUUAGAUAGAGGAGGUUGUUAGCUAAUGAUGGUGUAUAGACAUGUACAGAAGUUUCUCACCGGUGCAAAGUGCUUUGAAUACAAGAGAAAUAGAGUUAUCCAUUUGAAUUUGAGGUUGUUUCACUCAUCCGGAGAAACCCAAGAAGAGGUUUUGCCUAUUGAAUGGUAUGAGAAAGCGUUUCCAAAGAUAACAGAAUUGACCCACCAGUUAAAACAUGUGGAUAUGAUUGAUGGAAGGUUAGUGAAUGUCAAUGAUGGGUCUGUCAUUGUUGAUGAGUACAUUCAGAAUAAGAUGCACACUUUGAAGUCACUUGUAAGGUUUUUUGUUGGGUCUCCAUCGGUUCAGCAAAAAGUUUCGGAAAAUGUGAAGGGGUUGUUAGUUGAUGGAAAAUGUAGGAACCCAGGUGUCAGUUUUAGUAAAUCAAGUGAAAGAGAGCCAAUGGUUGUGGAUUCACUUACUAAAGUUAGUAACUUUCUUAAUGUAUCUGCACAACAGAGGAAGGUAGUGCGUUUCACUAUAUGCCAACAGGUUACACAGCAUCGGAUUUGGCGAGCUGCGCUGGAGGAGAUACUAAAUGAGCUGAAAUCAGAGAUGGAUUUAUUGAAUUAUAAUUGUUUAGGCCAAGGGAACAACAUGGGGUAUCAGAUUGUUUCAAGCUGUUUAAAGUUCUUAAGUGAUAUGGAUACUUCGUCUGAGCAUGACUCCACAUCGUGGAUGAGGCUUGCACCUGCUAAACGUGUUGGUUAUCCUCCUAGUUGUGGUGACUGGGAGGAUGUUCUUGAGAUGUUUCAUGAUCUUAUUCAGUGUUUGAAAAGUGAAAAGUGGUCAGUUCAUCAUGUGGGGAAGCUUGAAGCCAUGAAAGAAGGUUUGUCUCAAAUCAAGGAUGUGUCAAUUGAUAAAAGUCUUGGAUACAAGGACGUUCAACAUCAAGAAAACCUGGUUCAGAAGAAGCUCUCCAAUACGUUGGGUCACUCUUCCCGCUGUUUGUUCACACUUCUAUUGUAUUACCUUUAUGGACAUGUUAGAGACAUCGAAGUUGACGUACGUGGUGGCAUUUAUGGUGGUGGUGGUGAGAGUGCAUUCCUCUUGAGCAUGGGAAGGAUUUUGACUUCAGAUGAGGAGGAGAUGGUUUGGAGUGGGAUGAAGCAGCUAGACAGGGCUCUUAGAGUAUUCAAGUUCGUAUGGGAAAUAGCAGGGAUGAAAGGAGUUCUGGAGCUGCAAGGUCAUCUAUGGUGUGUUGGGGCCAUGGAUAGGACACUCACAUAUAGAGGAAACCGAUUUUUUGUACAUGGGAUUAGUCUUUGAACAAACUGGUAUCUCUCCAAAUCAGUUUUAAUCUUAAUAAUUUUAUAAUGGAAUCUGAUCACUAUUUCAUUUAAUAUGGCGUGUUCAGUAUUUCAAUGGAAGCCACUGCCCUAUACUUCUUUGUCA
Messenger RNA from Populus nigra (black poplar), 1781 nucleotides. RefSeq lists its product as uncharacterized. NCBI's taxonomy places the organism in Eukaryota, Viridiplantae, Streptophyta, Magnoliopsida, Malpighiales, Salicaceae. Bases 375 to 1655 code for a protein of 426 amino acids. The record is from RefSeq and is a predicted model, not a curated record. The transcript has a single exon.